Molecule: messenger RNA, 1709 nt
Organism: Musca domestica (house fly)
Lineage: Eukaryota; Metazoa; Arthropoda; Insecta; Diptera; Muscidae
Product: saccharopine dehydrogenase-like oxidoreductase
Exons: 2
Coding region: 270-1544 (424 amino acids)
Biological process (GO): glycolipid biosynthetic process
Cellular component (GO): lipid droplet; plasma membrane; mitochondrion
Source: RefSeq, a predicted model, not a curated record
CAAUGAAAGUGACAAGUCUGUGUGCAGUCACUCAUAUUUACGGUCCGUAUUAUUGUUGCCGGUCUUAUUUGCAUUCUAUUUGCAAUUCUUAUUUGGCAAAUUUCUAAAGCAAACAAUAAAUCCAUUCAUUAUUGACACUGGGCGUUGCCUUGCAAGCGAGUUCGAGUAUUUAAAAUUCCGCGUAAAAAAAACAAGUUUUAACAAGUGGAAAAAGUCUUGUAGAGGUGUUGCUGGCAAAGAAGAAAGUGUAGAAGAGCAGAGUACACAGUAUGGCGGAACGUUUGGAUGUAAUCAUAUUUGGUGCUUCGGGAUUUACCGGUAAAUACACAGUAUUUGAAGCAGUUUCCGUAUUGGCUGAUUUAAAAUGGGGCAUUGCUGGACGUAAUCGCAAGAAACUGGAAGCCGUCCUCGAAGAUAUGGGCACCAAGGCAAACAAAAAUCUCAAGAACAUACCCAUCGUAAUCGCCGAUAUCGAAGAUCAAAGUUCAUUGGUGGAGAUGGCAAAACGUUGUCGUGUUUUGGUAAAUUGCUGUGGCCCAUAUCGUUUUUAUGGCGAACCAGUGGUUCGGGCAUGCCUGGAGGCCGGUACUCAUCAUGUGGAUGUAAGCGGCGAACCACAAUACAUGGAGACCAUGCAAUUGAAAUAUCACAAACAAGCCCAGGAACGUAGUAUUUAUGUUGUAUCAGCUUGUGGUUUCGACUCAAUACCUGCCGAUAUGGGAAUCAUAUUCAUUGAAAAGAACUUCGACGGCGUUGUCAAUUCUGUUGAGACGUAUUUACAGAGCUACACAAAAGGUGGUUCGGCCGGUGGCAGGGGUGGUAUUCAUUUUGGAACUUGGGAAAGUGCCGUCUACGGUUUGGCACAUGCAAAUGAGUUGCGUGGCAUACGCCAACAAUUGUAUGCCGAGAAAAUGCCUCGUUUUGAACCGGUACUCAAACACCGUCCAUUGAUUUUCCGUUCUGAAAUUGUAGACGGCGUUUGCCUUCCCUUUCCGGGCGCUGAUCGUUCGGUUGUGAUGCGUUCUCAACGUUUCAUAUACGAACAGGAGAAGAAGAGACCAAUUCAAAUGCAUGCCUAUGUUGCAUUUGGUUCGUAUGUUACCGCAUGUUUAGUUGCCCUGGUGGCUGUGGUCUUUGGUUUAUUGGCAAAGUUCUCGUUUGGCCGUCGUUUGCUAUUGAAAUAUCCUGGACUAUUUUCGUUUGGUUUUAUCUCCCACGAAGGUCCCUCUGAAGCUGCUAUGGAAAGAACCUACUUUUCAAUGACAAUGAAAGCCUUGGGCUGGCCCAAAACCGACAACAACAAUCCACCCACUGGCUCACCAUCUAAAUCGUUGAUGGUUAGGGUUUCGGGUCCAAAUCCAGGUUAUGGUGCCACCUGUGUUGCUCUAUUGUCUACAGCAAAGACCAUCCUAAAGGAGAGCGACAAAAUGCCUGGUAAAGGUGGAGUUUUGCCACCAGGAGCUGCUUUUGCCAAAACCAGUUUGAUCAGUGAAUUGGAAAAGCAUGAACACGGCAUGAAAUUUGAAAUUUUGGCCAACAAGUGAAGUGAAAAACUAAUAAUUUGUAAAGAAAAGCAUUUGAAUGAAAUUCCCACAGGACCCGAAGAAUAAUAGUAUUUGGGCCCGGAAAUGCAUUAAAAUAUAUAUUUUGGUUACGGAGUGAUAACUUUAGCAAAUAGUGUCUUAUAAAUUAUAACAAAAAAAAACAAA